Molecule: messenger RNA, 2744 nt
Organism: Moneuplotes crassus
Lineage: Eukaryota; Ciliophora; Spirotrichea; Euplotida; Euplotidae
Source: the annotation of a GenBank genome assembly
AUGAGCAAUCGUAGGUUUAAACCAAUCCAGUCACGUAUCAACUUAAAUAUCCCUCUAACCUCUCGGAAUAAUAAUUCUCUGACAAGGAAAACCUUGGAUUCAAGAAGUUUGUCAAAGAAUAAGGUGAAAUUAAGGUCAAGUUUUGCCCAAGGUGCUUCGAUCCCUAGAAGAAAGAGACCGCAUAGGAUUCCGGAGAUAAUUUUCAGUUCCUCAAAUCAUCCGUUUACAGUGAAUUCCUCGCUGAAUUCAUCUAUUGAGGAUCCUCUCAGUGUUGAGUUUUACUCAAAGCAAGAGAAUAGGAUAAAUUCCAACUUUGGAGAUAUGAGCAACAUUUUAUGAGCCAAAUCAGAGAUCAAUAUGUUGAAGAAAGAAAUUGAACGAAAAGAUAGGGAAAUUAAGGAGAGCAUCAGCGUGAGUCUUGAAGAUCUGAAAAUUGAUAAUGCCCUGUUGAGAAAAGAAAUAGAGAGAAUGAGUAGAUAUCUGAAUCUGAGUAAAUAUAAUCACCAAAUGGAUCAUUCGGAUAAUGAAAAACAAGAAGUUGAAGUUAAUCAUACUAACCCAAAUAUCAACUGGGAACAACCGUUGAAUACUGGACGUCGAAAGCUGAAACCAUUUUCCCCGGGUGGCUUGACUCCUAGGAGCAAGCCAGUAAUAGUCUCAAACAAGAAACCAAAAAUGAUAAAUCAAGGAACAGAUCCAAUAAGUAUUCUGAAGAAGGUUCACUUUGAUAAGCAAGCAAAGCCUGAGUUUAAGUUUUCCAACCCAAAUAAGGAACUCCAAAACGCUAAAAAGAAGAUAAAGCAACAGGAAGAGAUCAUUAAAAAGCAAAAAGACAAAAUAGCUCAACUUGAGACUGAAUUGUUAGACAAACAAGUGACUAUUAAAGACCAAGAAGAUCAGAUCAAUGAGCAAGUCCAGCAGAACUCUAUAGACAACAAGAUUAAAGAUGAUAUUGAAAUAGGACACAUAGUGCCAAGACUUAGGCUCUGUCUACAAGUGUUUGAGAAUAACCUUCAUGAGUAUUUAUUCCAGUCGAAGACCACUAUGACCAAAAGUGAGUUUUUAGCAACUCUCUUAGAGAAACUUAACAUUGAGAAGGUAGAUGACGCUCUGAUUUUGGCAAAUUACUUCAUCCCUCAAGACUCUGCACAGAUCCAGACCUGGAAAGUCCUUGAGAAAAUCAUUGAAAUCGCAGGAGAAUACAGAAGUUUCAAAGAUUCUGACUUCGUUAAGCUCAAGAACACUUUUGAAAGUGCUGAUCCAAAGAAAAGAGAGCUGUUUCUAAACAGACUGAAUAUUUUAAUCAGAAAUGGAAAAUCCGAUCAUGUCACAUGUAAAAAUUUCACUCUGUUCUGACAAGCUGCAGACCUUGAUUUUGAUAGGAGAGCUUUGUUCGUAAUCCUGCUUAGGAAAUCCCAAUCAAUCAGUGUUAUUACCCUCUUUGCUCUCAGAGAAGUUAUGUACGAAUACUUUGGAUAUGGAGACAAGCCUGAUAAAGAUACAGGUUCUAAAGAGAAAGACUCUGGAGAGCUUCAAUCCCAGAUCAGCUUUGCCAACAAUAUUAAACAGAUAAUGGUCACUUAUAAAGUAGCACAGGUUUUCAAGAAGAGGCAGAAAAACGCAAAGAAGCCUAUUAAGAAAAAGAAGGCUCUAAAAUUGAGAUCCAAGACCUCUCUAGGCAAAAAUUUAUCGAAGACUAAGUUCUCUCGGGAUGAUAUAUGUGACAAGGUCCAGAAUUUCAUGAAGAGAGAAACCCAUUAUGACAAAACAGAUGAGUUGAUCCAGAAAAGUGAUAUUGAGGAAACUAAGAAAGAGGAAAAUAUUUGUCCUGAUGAAUCAAUCUGUAUCAAAAACUUCUUUUCCAAAAUUGCAAGCUAUUGAUUUACUCAUAACACAAGAGGGUUUAAGAAGGAUAGCCAGACCUACAACACUAAGUUUGUGGGCAAUUCGAUUGAUGACCUAGGACUCACAGACCUUCUGAAUGAUAAAAUUUAUGAUGUUACACUUGAAGGAGUCGAGCAUCAAGUCAUUGCUCCAGAUGAAUUCUUCGGUACUUUAGAAAAUAUUGGCAUCAAGCCAGACAAUGAACAAGAUUACGCGACUAUUGAAAGAGUUUUAAAGCUUACAAGCUCUGAUUUUAGAUGGUACUUUGUGGACAAUCUGAUAGAACUACUGCAAACGUUUGGUGCCAGAGAGCAUAAACCUGAUGAUACUAACUUCAUUAAGUACUCUAUCCUUAAAGGUAGAGACAUCAGGAUCAUUAACCGCUUCAUUCAUAUUUGUAAAAGAGAAAAUAUUACAAACAUUAGGAGGAUGUUCGGAAACGCCUUGUUUUCACAGAAAGUUAUCAGUACUAAAAACAAGGGCAAAAAGAGGACGAUCGACUUAAUCUACACUGAAAAUUUCUUUGAGAGAUUAAAAGCCCUGAAAGUAACGAAAACAAUUGAACUAGAGGCUAAUCUCAGGAACUUAUUAUGUCUGUCUCCUGAUAAACAGGAGCUGAUAAUGAUUGAUAAGCUAGUUAAAGUAUGCGAAAAUUUCACUCAGUCAAGAUAUUUCCAAAGGUUUGGUCUUGAAAUUCGGAAUCCACCGAGCAUGAAUCUUAGCAUAAACACAUUCCAGACCAAAGAGACUGUGAGGAAAUCGGAACUUCGGAAAUCAAACACGGAUUGCAGCCAUUUCUCCGAAGUUGAUCUCUCCGAUGACGAAAGAAGGAACAAGUGGAAGAAUGUGAUAAUCUAGAG